Molecule: messenger RNA, 2253 nt
Organism: Nothoprocta perdicaria
Lineage: Eukaryota; Metazoa; Chordata; Aves; Tinamiformes; Tinamidae
Gene: AOC1
Product: amine oxidase, copper containing 1
Exons: 4
Coding region: 1-2229 (742 amino acids)
Biological process (GO): response to antibiotic; amine metabolic process
Cellular component (GO): plasma membrane
Molecular function (GO): quinone binding; primary methylamine oxidase activity; copper ion binding
Source: RefSeq, a predicted model, not a curated record
AUGUGGCCGCUCGCCCUGGCCGCGGUGCUGGCGGCGCUGCCCGCGGGGACGGUCCCCGAGCCGCCCCCGCCCGAGGCCGCCAUCUUCGCGGACCUGAGCGCCGAGGAGCUGCGGGCCGUGCGCGCCUUCCUCCUGGGGCGCCCCGAGCUGGCGCUGGCGCCCGGCCGCGGGGAGCCCCUGGCCAAGAACAGCCUCUUCCUCGUGGAGCUGCUGCCGCCCAAGAAGCGGCUGGCGCUGCGCUACCUGGACCAGGGCGGCCCUGCGCCGCGGCGCCAGGCGCGCGCCGUCGUCUUCUUCGGGGCGCAGGCGGAGCCCAACGUCACCGAGUUCGCCGUGGGGCCCCUGCCGCGGCCCAGCGCCUACCGGCCGCUGCGGCACAAGGGGCGGCGCGCGGUGCCCUUCGCCGCGCGGCCCGUCACGGCGCUCGAGUACGAGCUGCUGCAGCGCAAGCUGGCCGAGGCCACGGCGCCGCUGUACCGCCUGCUGCGCGACACCACCGGCUUCUGGCACCACAACUGCAGCGAGCGCUGCCUCACCUUCGCGGACGUGGCGCCGCGCGGGCAGGCRCCCGGCGAGCGCCGCACGUGGUUCAUGCUGCAGCGCUUCGUGGAGGGCCAUUUCCUGCACCCCGUGGGGCUGGAGGUGCUCAUCGAGCACAGCGCCGUCGACCCGCGCCGCUGGGCCGUGCAGCGCCUCUGGUACCACGGGCACUACUACGCGAGCGCCGAGGAGCUGGCGCGGCGCUACGAGCGCGGCGAGCUGCCCGCGGCGCGCCUGCCGCCGCCCGCCGCCCCGCUCUUCUCCAGCUACGUGCCCCGCGGGCGCUUCACCACCGGCACCGCCACCGACGUGCACGGCGCCAAGGUGUGCGAGCCGCAGGGCCGGCGCUACCGCCUGCGCGGCAACCGCCUCGAGUACGGCGGCUGGAGCCUGGCCUUCCGCGUGCGCUCCUCGGCCGGCCUGCAGCUCUUCGACGUGCGCUUCAACGGCGAGCGCGUGGCCUACGAGCUGAGCGUGCAGGAGGCGGCCGCCUUCUACGGCGGCCACUCGCCGGCCGGCAUGCAGACCAAGUUCCUGGAUGCCGGCUGGGGCAUGGGCUCCGUCACGUACGAGCUGGCGCGCGGCAUCGACUGCCCUGAGGCGGCCACCUUCGUGGACGUGCACCACCUGUACGACGCCGACGGCCCCGUGCGCUUCGCGCGGGCGCUCUGCGUCUUCGAGCUGCCCACGGGCGUCCCGCUGCGGCGCCACUUCGACAGCGACUUCCGCGGCGCCUACCAGUUCUACGCGGCGCUGGAGGGGCAGGCGCUGGUGCUGCGCACCACCUCCACCGUCUACAACUACGACUACAUCUGGGACGUGCUGCUCUACCCCAACGGCGUGCUCGAGGCCAAGGUGCACGCCACCGGCUACAUCCACGCCACCUUCUACACGCCGCAGGGCCGCCGCUACGGCAGCCGCGUGCACGCGCACGUGCUGGGCAACCUGCACACGCACCUCGUGCACUACAAGGUGGACCUGGACGUCGCAGGCACCGGCAACAGCUUCGAGACGCUGGAGCUGCAGCUGGAGAACAUCUCCAACCCCUGGAGGCCGGGCGAGCGCGUGGUGCAGCCGCGGCUGCAGCGGCAGCCCCGGCGCAGCGAGCGCCAGGCCGCCUUCCCGCUGGGCCAGGCGCUGCCCCGCUACCUGCUCUUCUCCAACCCGCGGCAGCGCAACCGCUGGGGCCACCGCCGCAGCUACCGCAUCCAGCCCAGCUCGCACGCGGGCCGCGUGCUGCCCCGCGGCUGGAAGGAGGAGAGGGGCAUCGCGUGGGGACGGUACCACCUGGCCGUGACGCGGCACCACGAGAAUGAGGCCACCAGCAGCAGCAUCUACGCCCAGAACGACCCCUGGGAGCCCGUGGUCGACUUUGAGAGCUUCGUGCGCGACAACGAGAGCAUCGAGGACCAGGACCUGGUGGCCUGGGUGACCGUCGGCUUCCUGCACAUCCCGCACGCCGAGGACGUCCCCAACACGGCCACCCCCGGCAACGCCGUGGGCUUCUUCCUGCGCCCCUUCAACUUCUUCGACGAGGACCCGUCGGUGGCGUCGCGCGGCGCCGUCAUCGUGCGGCCCCUGGCCGCGGCCGCGGCGCGCGUGCACAUCCAGCGCUGGACGCCCGCCAGCGCGGGGCCCUGCGUCUCCCCGGGGCCCUUCACCUACAACGGCACCUACUGGCAGGAGUGACCGGGCGGCCACCACCGGGACAGC